Molecule: messenger RNA, 3796 nt
Organism: Mercenaria mercenaria
Lineage: Eukaryota; Metazoa; Mollusca; Bivalvia; Venerida; Veneridae
Product: D-threo-3-hydroxyaspartate dehydratase-like
Exons: 9
Coding region: 130-1266 (378 amino acids)
Biological process (GO): D-serine catabolic process
Molecular function (GO): D-serine ammonia-lyase activity
Source: RefSeq, a predicted model, not a curated record
UUUGAAUUACAAGUUUACCUUCAUUUGGGAAGAGUUGUGAGGAGGUGUAAAAAUUAGCUGGUCGAAAAGCCCCAGUUAUUAUUUAAUUGCAAAAUAUAUCAACAUUACUUUAUGAUUUAGGAUCUAAAGAUGACAGAAGAACUGCCUAAAACAAUUCACGAGCUAGAGACACCAUGUAUGCUGGUGGAUAUUGACAAAGUUAAGAGAAAUUGUCAACGGAUGACUGACAGAUGCAAAGAGAUGGGGGUGGAGCUGAGGCCUCAUAUGAAAACACACAAAACAAAAGAAGGAGGAGAACUGAUGACAAACGGAACAAAGAGGAAAGUUGUUGUAUCUACAAUUGACGAGGCAAUAUUUUAUGCUGACAAUGGUUUCGAAGACAUUAUCUGGGGAAGCCCAAUUGUAAAAGAAAGAAUUUCCAAGAGGCUAAUUAAUCUAGCAAAUAGAUUGGAAGAGUUUCAUGUGAUGGUUGAUUCAUUACAAGGGCUGAAAGGACUGAUAGCUACCCCACUGAAGGAGGGAAAACAAUGGUCUGUGUUCUUAGAAGUGGAUUGUGGGUAUGGAAGAACUGGCUGUUUAUGGAGUAAAGAGGAAGCGGUAGAAAUUGCAAAAACAGCAGACGACGCCCCUAAUGUUAAAUUUCAGGGACUUUACACACACUGUGGAAAUUCUUACACACCAGAUGUUGAGCAAAAGAAUAGAACACAAAAAGAAACAUCUGAUAGACUUAUUGCAUUGAAAAACAGAUUAUCCAAGAAUGGUGUAGAUUGUAAGGUAGUUGGAUGUGGCUCCACACCAUCCUGUAGUAAACCUAUAGACAAUUUAUCUACACUCACAGAAAUGCAUCCUGGCAAUUAUAUAUUUAAUGAUUAUAAUCAAGUCGUCUGCAACUCCUGUACGUUUGAUGAUGUUGCAUGUAAAAUCGCUACAACUGUUGUGAGUCACAAACCCGAAGUACAGACUAUAGUUGUAGACUGUGGUUGGACAGCUUUUGGACUUGAUGGACCCAAUGAAAACUGGCCACAGGCAGUCUUAGGCAGAGCUCCAGUGGAAGGCCAUCCUGAAUUAAUUAUGGACAGAAUGACUCAGGAAGUAGGAAAAAUGAAGGCUAGGAAUGGAGAAAUAGACUAUAGUAAAUAUCCACUAGGCUCAAGGCUAUACUUGUAUCCUUGGCAUUCCUGUUGCACUGCCUCCCAACAUCCAGUAUACUACAUACAUUCUGGUGACAAAAUUGUUGGAGCAUGGAGACCAACUAGGGGCUGGUAAAAAAUACAGGAGGAGGAAUUGAAAUCGAUGUAUGCCUUUGGCCAACAUCUUCAACCGGAAACUCCUUGCAUUUUACUUGUGUAAUGCUGGAUGAGGUUGCAACUUGCAAGUCACUUGAUGAUUAUAUAUACCACUGUUUUAUCUAGGUCUAGUCAUUUUACAUAAUCGGAAGUAAUUGAACCAUAAAUUCAUGUAGAAAUAUUUGAUGCAGCAAUUUGUACAUUAUAUUAGUUACUGUGAUUUAAAAAAUGUGGUUGUGGUCCAUUUAGAAACGGGUCGAUUUACAGAAUCUGAUAUAAACUUUUGUGAUCACCCUUCGUCCGUCGUCUGUGCGUCCGUGCGUGCGUCAACAAUUUCGUGUCUGCACGAUAGUGGUUUCGUUUAUAGUUGGACUGAGACAAUCAGGGUAGAUAACUAUGGACUGAUUUUAUGUCAAAUUACCUCCCUUUAUUUCAAAUUAAAAUGGGUAUAUCUCCUUAACUAAUGAAGAUACUGAUCUGAAAUUUCAUUUAUGUCAACAGAUUUAUUUGGCAGGUCCUUCUUUUGUUCACUUACAAUAUUUAUUUUUUUAUUACUUCCCUUUUACGUUACUAUAAAUAGCUUAUUAACUUUUUUAUUAUUGGCCGUAGAGAAAAACCGAGACCACUUUUCUGUGGUACAACAUGGAUGGUACCUCCAAUUUUUAGGUGUAUUUUGACAUAUCUAUACCUUGUAAGAAUUUUUUUUUCUUUUUGGUUAAAUUUCUUCCCUUUGCUGUUCCUGUCCUUUGGACUUAGAUAUUUUUUCUGAGGACCUUCUUGUCCUCAAGUGCAAUGAUAACAGGUGAGCGAUAUAGGGCCAUCAUGGCCCUCUUGUUGAAAUAUAGAAGUACAUUUGUGUACCACCGAAUGAACACUAGGUGCAAUAUUUUCACAAUUAAGUGGAAAUGUAGAAUAAUAUUAUGGUGUUCAUGAGUGAAAGAUGUUUUUAUUUUACAUGUAAAACGAACAAAUUUUCAUUUUAUUUCAUGCAUUGUCAUUGGUUUUGACCAAAUUCUACAGACCAAUGUGACCUAUACAUGAAAUAACCACAACAAAGCUUUAUUACACAAGUAUGAAUUAUGUUAUGGCUUUAUUUUUCUCCAGCUACAUCAAACAUGUGAUAAAUUGAUUGUUAUUGUUAUAUUGUUAUUAUUAUUGUUAUUAUUGAAGUAUAUUUUGAUUAUUUACAAACCUUAUUCUUUCACAUUCAGGCAUAGUUCCAAAAAAAUAUAAAUAAAAUUUUUCACUUCUAAGAAGCAGAGAAAAUACAAAUUUUAUUUCACCAAUAUAUUCCAGUACUUCACCAAAAAGCAUAAAAUAAAGUAAUUUCUUAGUAAUUAAAUGUGAAUGUUAUUGACAGCUUUCAUUUAUAAAAAUAUUUAAGUAAUUUGUAAAUGAUGUACAAAACCCAUUGGCGGAUCCAGGGGGAGUCCAGACCCCACUAGAAUUUCAAAGUUAAUGGUGAAAACUUGUAAAGCUGCACUCUCACCAUUGAACAAACAGUACAAAACUCAUAUUAUAACGUGCUGCGGCACCAAGAAUCCAAACAUAACUUGCUGUGUAUUGUAAAUUCAUUUUAAGGAUAAAUGAACUUGUCUAGAACGGUACACCCCUGUAUCUAACGCUGAUUUAAAAUAGUAUGAAUUUUUCAUCCUUGUUCAUCCGUGCCCCAUGUGGUUCUGGGACAGUCUAUGUAUGAAAAGAAUUGGAACCACUGCCUUACCCUUGCAUGAUCGUAAGAGGCGACUAAUACGGUCUUAACACUUGGUUUUGCUAUAACUCUGUGAAUCCAGCAGGUAUGCAAAUUUUGAUUCCAUACCUCAUGUUUAUAUUUCGAUGUAAAUGAGAUGUGAAACCAAAAUUUGUAGUCCUGUUUGGCACCAUAUAACCUAUACUGUGUUGGUGCACCGUAAAACCCAAAUAAAUAAAUUAAAUAAAUUGUUCAUCCGUACCCCCACUAUGCUCGUUUUCAUAUCAUGGGAAAAUUUGCAAAAUAAUGAAUUUCUAAUUUCUGAAGUGAUGAUUACAUUUUUAUGGGUUUCAGAUUCUUUUCUUCUUUUUUUUUUACUCAAAAUUUUCGAAAUUCGCUCUCUGUUGAUCCCGAGAAACACAAUUUUUUUCGGGUGAGGUCCCCCGUACCCCCACCUUUCCCCAUUUGGACCCCCCUGGAAAAAAUCCUGGAUCCGCCCCUGCAGUUUUAACCACACUGCAUAAAGGUGAACUAUCAGAUUUACAGCAACAAAUGUUUUUUUCCAUAACAUGGAGGAAGAUCUUUUUUUUUGUAUGGGAACUGGUCAGUUACAGACUUCCUUAUAUUUCCCGAGUGUUUGAUAUGUGCUAGUCAUGAGACAUCUUUCCAAGGUAUUAAAUAAUGUUAAAUGAUGUUGGUUUACAUUUUUCAAAAAACUGAACAUUCCAUUUUAAAUCUUACAUGUUUCUUUCAAUGAAUAUAAAAUUGUGAUUAUAUAAUGUAGAUCUCUGCAGUAUUUAGAACAAAUAUACAGAUAUGA